GCCAAACCGUAAUAAAAUAACCAGGAUCCAUAACCCAAAUGCCCGAACCCGGGCACCGCUGUCGGUGAGAAGAACAUUAUAGUUAGUGGGUCCUUUUCUCACCACCUUUGAUAUUGCUUCAUUCCAAAUCCAGCCUGUUUACACGUUUCAAUCUGGAUCAUUAAUUUCCUCCAAACCAAACCCCAUCUCCACCGUCCGUUUCUCCAAAAGCUCCACUUCAUCUAACCACCGGUCUUUCUCAGCUUCUUCUUUGUCCUUUUGAUCCCUUUCAUUUCACUCCCAUUCAGUUCAGCUGUCCCCUCUUCAUUUUUUCCUCUCAAUUUCUUUAAGAAUCCCAGUAAUUUCCCACCGUUUUCGAGUAAUAUUGUGGGAUUUCUGAUCUGGGUUGGGUUCAAAAAAUGGCGAAAUUGUUAACGGUCGUUCUGAUUGUGGCGGCCAUGGUGAUGCCGCUGGUGUUGGCCUACGAGUCGGUGCCGGCGAAAGUGGUGAAGACGUCCAAGGGGAAGAAGUAUUGUACCAAGGGUUGGGAAUGUACAACCCCAUCUAUCUACUGUUGUAAUCUGACCAUUUCGGAUUACUUCCAAGUCGACAACUUUGAGCAAUUCUUCGAGAAGAGGAACUCACCCAUAGCUCAUGCGGUUGGGUUCUGGGACUACCAGUCCUUCAUCAUUGCUUCUUCCCUCUUCCAGCACAAGGGAUUCGGUACUACUGGUAAUAAGACUAUGCAGAUGCUUGAACUCUGCGCUUUUCUGGGCCAUGUCGGCAGCGGAACUACUUGUGGUAGCUUAGUAUCCACAGGUGGACCUUAUGCUUGGGGUCUCUGCUACAACCAUGAAAUGAGUCCUAGCCAGUCAUUUUGUAAUGAUGACUUCAAGUUGACCUAUCCAUGUGCACCUGGAGCUGAUUACUUUGGACGGGGUGCAAUUCCUGUUUAUUGGAAUAAUAAUUAUGGUAGGAUCGGGGAAGGCAUCAAUGAAGAUUUGCUAAACCAUCCGGAAAAGCUCGAACAAAAUGCCACCAUAGCUUGGAUCGCUGCGAUGCAUCAAUGGAUGACUCCAGCUGAGAAGGGGCUGCCUUCUCCCCAUGAAGUAUUCAUUGGUGACUGGAAGCCUACUAAAAAUGAUACUUUGGAAAACAGACUUCCUGGCUUUGGCUCCACCAUGAAUCUCCUAUACGGGGAGAAUGUUUGUAAUAAAGGUGAUGAUGCCACCAUGGGCAGGUACAUCAACCAUUUUCUCUAUUACGCCGACCUGUUGGGUGUUGGUCGAGAAAAGGCAGGACCUCACGAAGUACUCACCUGUGAACAGUCAAAACAAUUCAAGCCUGCCUCAGGCAAAGCUUCCUCCUAAGAUUUGUUGAUUCUAAAUGGCCUACAUUAUGUUCUGAAAUGUAUCAUGUCUUGAAAAGAACCAUGUAAUAAAAGGAACAAAUGUGGUUCGCAUUGGUAUCUGUGUGAAGAUUAGAUAGCUGAAAAUGUAGUAAUAUGCAAGUUCUGUUUCAUAUUGCCCUUUUUUGGAAUGGAUUUUUGGUAAACUCUCUGUAAUAUGUGUAUGUUGAAAGGGUUUUGUUUUGUAAAAUUCAUUUCAUAUACAACUUGUAUACUGUAAAUGUUUGGAUACUUUAUAAAUUCUAUAAGACUUGUUUGUACUCUUGUUUAGUGGACUGUCCCCCUUUUU
Messenger RNA from Oldenlandia corymbosa var. corymbosa, 1676 nucleotides. The record is from the annotation of a GenBank genome assembly. NCBI's taxonomy places the organism in Eukaryota, Viridiplantae, Streptophyta, Magnoliopsida, Gentianales, Rubiaceae.